This is a messenger RNA of Andrographis paniculata, 777 nucleotides long. RefSeq names its product 21 kDa seed protein-like. The transcript has 2 exons. NCBI's taxonomy places the organism in Eukaryota, Viridiplantae, Streptophyta, Magnoliopsida, Lamiales, Acanthaceae. Gene Ontology annotation, molecular function: endopeptidase inhibitor activity. The coding region runs from base 14 to 658 and encodes 214 amino acids. The record is from RefSeq and is a predicted model, not a curated record.
UUAAGUAGUUGUAAUGAAGUUUCUCUUGUUCUUCUUGUUGUCGUUCUUCUUCUUCUUCUUCUUCUCUUGCACAUACUCGGCUACUACUCCAGAACCGACUAUAGUUUUCGACACCAACAAGGAGCCUCUCAAGAUCGGAGAAAAAUACUAUGUCCUUAGAAAGCCAACGAUACUCGGGUUGGCAUUCGGGGGCCUUACACUCUCCGACUACUUGGAUAAAGGAUGCCCUACUGUCGUGUCGCAAGCAUCCGCCUUGGAAGUAGGCAUCCCUGUCAGCUUCCACCCUUGGGUAGGAUCCGACAUUCGCCUCUCCCAAUCGCUCAACAUUAAGAUCGAAACCUCCAAGCCGGCGUGCGCUAACUCCACGGUGUGGCAGGCAGGCGAAACUGAUCCCGUUUCACGUUUACCAUUAAUAACUAUUGGAGGCGCGGUAGGUAAUCCAAACUGUAAUACCUUAAGGAACUGGUUCAAGAUUGAGAAAAGUUCGAUCAAAGACAGCUACAGAUUGGUGGCGCACCCACAGGACGUGUGCGAUGCAGGUUCCGUGCGUCAUGAGCUGAUCAUUCUUGAUUCGGGAAAUGGGCGAAAAAAGCGCUUGGUUCGAUCUAACGGCAAUGACGAAUAUGAUGUAAUUUUUGCAAAAGCACCACCACCAUAAGGGGUAGUUUAGAUUUCAUGUAACUUGUCGCUGAGAGUGUCGAUUGCAAUUGUAUUAGAUUUGAAUUUUUGUUUAAAUAGUAUUUUUUAUAUUAUAUUUGUUGAGAUGCAAACCCAAGU